This is a messenger RNA of Mesorhabditis spiculigera, 3372 nucleotides long. Lineage: Eukaryota; Metazoa; Nematoda; Chromadorea; Rhabditida; Rhabditidae. The record is from the annotation of a GenBank genome assembly.
AUGGAUGGCGUGCCGUCAGCUGAAGACCAUGCGCGGCUCAACAUUCUCGUCAAACCGAUCGGUUCCCGGAAUCCGCAGGCCUUCAACCGCAUCCUCGAGCGCCUCAACCGGCAGCAAAUCGUCCAGGUCGGCGACCAGCAGCAACCGCGCGUCAUCAAGGCCCACUUCACCGCCACCGUCCCCCCGGAAUCGACGCGAUUUGCCGAUUUUCAGAAAGUCGGCGACAAGGUGGUGGCGGCCAGGCGGCGUUCCUCGGUGGGCGUCGUUGUGGGCAUCGACGAUGUGCGCAUAUUCUACGAGAACAUUAAGUCAGACUUCACGACGUCGAUCGUCGACAGCCGGUGCAUCCUGAUCGGAUACGACGAGGAGCAGUGCUCGACAAGGUUCACCUCCCGGGAGACGCUCUGCUACAACGCCAUGGAGGACACGGACACGCUCGAGGAGGAGAUUCGCGAAUUCCUGCGCAACAUCUAUUUUGUCUACGAGCAAAAGCGCAUGGACGUGGCCUUUGAGAAAGUGGAGCAACCCCCGUGCCCGAUACUGCCCGAGGAGGAGAAACUCCGCGUCGGCACCGAGCAGAAAACCUCCAAAACCUACAAGCGUAAAUGCCUGGGGCGCUGCAAAAAGCAGCAGGCCGACUACACGCUCCUCGCCGGACUCCCUCAACAAGCGCUCGAGCACUACGUGGAGGCCAUCGAAAUGCUGCGCCAGGCGAACGACCUCCUCUGGCUGGCCGGCGCGCUCGAGGGGUGGUCAUGUGCGGCGAUGGCCGUCCUUUUCGAGGACGACAGCAGCUUGAGAUCCCCAAUGCACCGCGUCGCCACGAUGAGCCCCCAACAAAUUCGCGACGCCUCCUCGCAGGGCCGAAAUUUGCAUCAGCUGGGCGUUGCCCACGGCCACCAGCGUUACCGGAGCGACGAGGACGCGUCGCGGCUCUCCGCCUCCUCCUCCGCGUCGGACAGCGCCGACAGGAGCGGCACGGGCGGCAGGAGGACGGCGCUGUCGUGGAUCAAGUCCGACAAGAGGGAUAGACUCGAGCCCCAGAUCAUCCUCGAACGAUUCGAGACGGCCAUCGAAAAUUACGGGAAAUUUGGUUUCGCGGCGUACCUGGAAUACGAGUGCAUGAUGAAGGCCUCCGAGCUGCUGCGAUAUCAAGGGAAGCUCAUCGACAUGGAGGCGGGUUUUAAUUGCGGUGAUUUCUGGGUUGCCGAGCCCUUUAAAACGCUUCAGGAGUUCCACCGCAGCCACGUGGGCAAGUUCCUCGACGACUCGUUCACCCGCUUCGACCACCAGUUCAAGGCGCAGAUCUGCUCCAACAGCGCCGAGAUGUACAGGAAGGUAAACUUCCACCGGAAAGCCUCGUUCUUCUCGCGACUCGGCGUGCUCUUCCGGCUGCACGUCACCGACGGGGAGACGAGAACCGUCGCCGACUACCGCAUCGUCUAUCCGAUCCUCUACCGUACCCUGGGCGGUUACGGUAUCACGGAGAAUGUGGGCAGGGAGCCCGCCCAGAAUUCGGGGCCGUUCGAGCUGCAGAUCAAGGCUCUCCACGAGGUGUACACGUCCGCCCUCAGGGCCCAGCUCCACGAUGCGGCGGUUCGGCAUUUGUGCCAUUUGUUGCAGGCCUACUACCCGCACCUUGACCAGCCGAUGCGGAAUCGUCUCGUCGGCGAGCUGCAGGGCAUGACGUCUUCCCCGGCUCGUCACAACCUCGCUGUACAUCUACCGCUCGAAGAGCUCGGCCUCGGCUCGUCGAAUAUCGUCCUCCCGCCCAUACAGCUCGUCUCCUUCCCCCAGAUACUGGACCCAGAAGUGCUGCCGCUGCCGUCGCAUCUGGCCCCUCGAGUGACGCGCCCCUCCGACAAUCACCGCUCGACGUUCAUCUACUCCCAUUUUGAGAGGGAGGCCGAGGAGAAACGGAGGAGGGAACAGGCGAUCCCGUGGAUCGUCGACGCGUCGUGCAAGGUCAGCGUCCGCGUGCACAACUGCUUGCCCCAGGAGCUCGUCGUCAGGGAAUUGUGCGUGCUUGGCGAGGGGGUUCCCUUCGAGGCGGUGCCGCUCAAGCUGACGCUCCCGCCCGCGACUGAAGAUCAGCCUCCAAACUACAUCCAGCACAACCUGAUCCUCGUGCCGAAGGCGGCCGGCCAGCUGACGCUGAACGGCUACAGCUGCCAGGUGUUCGGCCUGAAGAACGUGUGCAAGAUGAGGGCCCCGAAACCGUUGACCGUGGAGGUGCUCCCAUCGCUGCCGCUGCUCUCCAUCGUCUCCACGCUCCCGCGCGCACCCGUACUCGCCGAAGUUGACGGGGAACAGGGAUUCGAGACGACCGUGUAUAGUGGCCAAACCUUCUCCCAUUCGGUUACGCUAGUAAAUGCGUCGCCCAAGAUCGGGAUACGCGACAUCCCAGAAGCUUCUGCCCGCCCUCCUUCCCCAUCGCCAUCUACCAUGUCGGAGCUGUCGUCAACCGGGGACCGGAUACCCUACACCGGACGACUGCUGACGGCCCAAUUCAUCUUUGACUACACGGCCGACGUGGAGGGAUCGCAGGGAGAGGUCUACUCCCGUACAGCCACCCUGCCGCUGGCCAUCACCGUCGUACCAGCCGUCACCGUGGCCGCGUACAUUGUGGUGGACGUGUCGAACUCGACGGACGCCGACGCCGAGUUGGUGUUCUCCGGCUCGCGGGCGAUGGGCGUCCCGCCGAGGGAGACGUGCAGGGUCCCACUGCUGUGCCCGUGUUGUACGCAGGUGGCCGGCCGGGCCUUCUACGCCGCCCAGCAGAAGGACAGCAAGGUCAUGCAACGGCUCGAAAUCGAACGUCUCCGCCAGGUGCUCGAGUCGCACGUCGCUGAACAUCUCGGCAUCCGGUGGUCGAUCCCCAGCAAGGAGUUGGAAGGCCUGGUCCCAGUCGGAGCGCUCCUCUCCUCCGUGCCGCUCCUCAAACAGCUCGUGCUGCCCGCCAUUUCGCUCGAACUGGAAGUGAACGGGACGCCGUAUCUGUCCCAAGACGACCUCGCCACCGCCAUCAGUGACAUGACGAGGAUUCGCGUGUCCGUCAUCUCGUCCCUCGAUUACCAAUUCCACGGCGAGCUGUCGCUGUGCUGCGAGCAAGAGCUGUCCUCCCGCGCCGAGCCCCUCCCUCGCCCGCAUAAUAUGGUCAUCGUCGGGUCGAGGAAGCAGCCGUUUACCGUACCACCGAAGACAACCGACGAGCAAAUCCCGGCUCCCCGUUGCGAGCUCACCUUCAACGUCCUCUUCCGCGUCGAGGGCGUCUACAAGGUACGCCCCGUGAUCAAGGCCCUGCUGGGUGAUCGUCUCCUUCCCGACGAGGUCUUCGCCUCGCCCAUCUCCUUCAACGUGGCCUCGUCCAGA